AUGAAAAGUGCAGCAAGCGAGGGGGGCCGAGCGCCGUCGGUAACGACACGUCUGCUUUCUCUCCUCUUUCAGGCUCGGAACGCGGAAAAGGCCAUGACGGCCUUGGCAAGAUUUCGGCAAGCUCAGCUUGAGGAAGGAAAAGUUAAGGAACGAAGACCUUUCCUUGCAUCAGAGUGUAAUGAAUUGCCUAAAGCUGAGAAAUGGAGGCGACAGAUCAUUGGGGAAAUUUCCAAGAAAGUGGCACAGAUUCAAAAUGCUGGAUUAGGUGAAUUCAGAAUUCGGGACCUGAACGAUGAAAUAAACAAACUUCUGAGGGAGAAAGGACACUGGGAAUUCAGAAUAAAGGAGCUAGGAGGUCCUGAUUAUGCUCGGAUUGGACCAAAAAUGUUAGAUCAUGAAGGGAAAGAAGUUCCAGGAAACAGAGGUUACAAAUACUUUGGAGCUGCAAAGGAUUUACCAGGAGUUAGAGAACUUUUUGAAAAGGAACCCCUCCCACCGCCUCGAAAAACUCGAGCUGAGCUCAUGAAAGCCAUUGAUGCAGAAUACUAUGGCUACAGGGAUGAAGAUGAUGGUAUUCUGGAGCCACUGGAACAAGAACAUGAAAGGAAAGUUAUAGCAGAAGCAGUGGAAAAAUGGAAAAUGGAGAGAGAAGCACGACUUGCAAGAGGUGAGGAGGAGGAGGAGGAAGAAGUAAAUAUCUAUGCUGUCAACGAUGAUGAGUCCGAUGAGGAGGGUGGCAAGGAAAAAGAAGGUGAAGAAGGCCAACAGAAAUUCAUUGCGCAUGUUCCAGUGCCAUCUCAGCAGGAGAUUGAGGAAGCUCUUGUACGGAGGAAGAAGAUGGAGCUUCUUCAGAAGUAUGCCAGUGAAACCCUCAUGGCACAGAGUGAAGAAGCAAAAACACUUCUAGGAUUGUAACAUUGCACCAGUGUGUCCUGGUUUUUGUGAUCCAUCUUAAAGCAACAGGUUCAUAUAUUCUGGUAGCAAUCACUUUAGCUCUGAAAGUCCCUUUGGAUGUUAAAAGAGUAAACUGAUGAAGUUACAGUGUAUUCUGUAGAAGGAAAACCAUCAUUUUGGUUUAUCCACUCAGAUGACUUGCACUUCAGUGCUGAAAAAGAUCAAACCUAGGUUAACUUGUCUCUACAUCUUCAACAACUGUCUUCAAUCCUUUCACGUUGUAAAACGGUCUGUGCAGUGGUGCCUCUUAACAGAUAGAACCGCAAACCCAGUGACUCCUUAAAUCCUGAAGGAAAAUUGACUGACGUUACUGCCAUUCUGUCUCCUGUAUCCUGACUGUAAGUGUGUGCAUCUUUCUCACGUUGAUUUUUGCUGACCUGAGUCCAGAACUCACCUGGUCUAUUACGCCUGGUUAGUUUACCAGAAUAGCUUAAAACCUGUUUAGAGAUACCUUGAUGGCAGAUGUUAUGAGUGACUGAAGUUGAUGUGGUUCUUUGUAUAACACAUGCAAUAUGUCUAAAAACUGUUACCCUUUUUGUGGUUUGUAACCAUGCCUGGGUGAAUUGCUUAAAUGCUGGAUAUUUCAGCAACUAUUGUAAAUACUUCCAACUUUGCAAUACCUUGUUCAAAUAUUUUUAAUAACACUUAUUUACAACCUGAUGUCUUGUUUCGUUCUAGCUCAAAGGAUUGUGUUGUUUCCCUAAUCGUAGCCAAAGAAUGGGAUCAUAAACAGCCAUCCAUGUAGGGAUUUGAAGCUGUGCAUGCCCUACUGCUCUUAGCUUGUGUGUCCUGUGACAAGAGGCAGAUUACAGCCUGUUUAGAGUCUUAUGGGUGACUAACAUUAUUAUACAGAUCUGAACAAAUGAAAUCUUAAAUUGGACAUCUGCAGCCAUGGAGUAGAAGUGCUAUAUAAGGAAUAUAGUAUUUAACAACCAAGUAACCGUGUCUGGGACUAUCUAGAGUUUCUAGAUGCUUUUAGUAUUCAGCUCUGUCUAUUGUAAAUAAUCCACUCCAGAACAAUCAAAGCUCUAAAUUAUAGAGGCAAGCUUUGUCUUAUUUGAUGUAAAUGAUUAAACACAAAAGCCUUGGAAAAAGUGGGAAGCAUAGCUGCGAAAUUCAGAUCUUAAUAAUAAAUCAAAACUCAAGUAUUGAUAGCAAGCAGACAACUAACAUUACAAACCAUUCCUCUCUCUUCCUGUUAGCAGCGUAGCUUUCUCUGCUUUGUAAUAAAGCAGCGAACGAGUGUGUUUAUGACUCAUAAUAAUUUGUGUGCUCUGAGUUGCAAGCACCUAUCCAGAGUUGUUUUUAGUUUUUGCUGCUGCCCCUCGAGUGUUUUCUGUUCUUGGGUUUAGAGGAGGUCAUGUGCUUUUAUCCACAUGCUGUUUGUAUCGCUGUAAAAGACAACACUUUGCCAAAGUUCUUUCCCUGAAAUCCCUGGCCGCCAAGAAUGAAAAAAUAGGCUCCUUUCAUGUUGGAUGUGCUAACAGGUUUAUGGUCUAGCAGUACUGCAUCAGACUAGUGUACUUCACCUAUGGAAAAGAUUAGUAUGUGGAGGGAAAGGCUUUGUUGCCUGGUACUAAGCCACUAACUGAGUUCUUGGAGCUUAAUAAAUUGGCAGGCAGUCUAUUAAGUCCUUACCACGCUUCAGGAGUGUUGGUCACCAAACCAUAGUACGACUGGGGCAGGGGGGAUGCGACACCAACAAAAAAACUAGAGCAGCCAAAUGGGCUUGCCAAAAAGGCGUUUAGAGUUAAAGCUCUGUCGUGAACAGCCACUUGCCAACCAUGCUUCUGCUAGACUGUACGUUUUUUCUUUUUUCUUUUUUUUUUUUUUGUUUUGUUAAGUACAACAACUGUUUUUCUUCUAGGGGAACAGUGCUUGGAAGAAGAAUGCCAGUCUUGCUGUAGAUUUGCUAAACUAUAUGCUGGAGAUAACCAAACUAGAUUUAGGGGGGGGAAAACCCAACUAGUUUUUUAUGGCCUGAUUACAUUGGUAAUACCAAUGGUUGAUCCCUUCUGUCACUAUAUGACUCUGUAACAUAGAAGACAGAAAACAGAAGGGUAAAGACUGAUGAGGGACAGAGUGAUAAAUGAUAGAAGGCAUAAAAAAAAAACCCAACACGGAAAGAAUGAGAGAAAAUCAAGACAGGAUAGUAACUGCAUUCAUGUUCAAAGGAGUAGCUACCAGCCCUGAGCAAGACCAAUAUAAUGAGGUAAACAGAGAAGUCUUUAAGGCAGCGCUGAUCUCUGCUGACCAACACAGAAAUGGAAUAAAUGUACAAAAAUGCAAUAUGGAACUGUGUAAUGCAAACUGUGGCUGCUGCUUGAACCCGCUGUACUAAAUACUCACUCUGAAGCUCUGAGCGCGAAGCAUUUUUAAGCUGAAUGCUCUUUUUGGCUGCAUCUGAGCCAACAAAUUGCAGAGUAAUUGUUUGCCAGCAGUGGCCUAUAGCAAAAUGCCCAUGUUCUGCUUGCUGUACAGGCUGUUAAAUUGCUGGUGGAGUUAGGGCUGGGAAGCUGCUGUAGCCAAAGCCAGGAAGCUGAUCUUGUAGUUUGUCCUAGAGAAUGAAAGGGUGCGUAGGCUCUGCAUUAACUCUUACUUUGAGUGUGCGGCUGUACUUAGACACGUGUGUGUUGUCGGCCUUAUAGCUCGUGCCAUCUGUAUAAUGCCACAGCCUUGAACAUGUCUAGGUUGUAAAAUAAAUGUCAUUUUAUACAUGCU
Messenger RNA from Aptenodytes forsteri (emperor penguin), 3675 nucleotides. It is a transcript of the gene ISY1, whose product is annotated as ISY1 splicing factor homolog. Gene Ontology annotation, cellular component: catalytic step 2 spliceosome; post-mRNA release spliceosomal complex; post-spliceosomal complex. Gene Ontology annotation, biological process: generation of catalytic spliceosome for second transesterification step; mRNA 3'-splice site recognition. The transcript is spliced from 11 exons. Bases 1 to 915 code for a protein of 304 amino acids. The record is from RefSeq and is a predicted model, not a curated record. Lineage: Eukaryota; Metazoa; Chordata; Aves; Sphenisciformes; Spheniscidae.